UCGGGCAAAAACCAUUGCAGUUUUAAACUGCACGAGGAUCACAGAAAUUCCGAACAAUGGGGACCAGGACUCGUGCGCAUUACGUACGCGUGUAUGGCAGAAUCUUCGAUAUCGAGAUUAUGUGGUGCUUCUCUGACUCGAUCAACGGGUUUUAUAAUGUCGCCUGGAUAUCCUGGUUAUUAUGUUGGAGGAUUGUCUUGUUUCUGGACAAUAACUCCACCACCUGGUUUGCAGGUGGAGUUUUUGCUACUUGAUGUGUCACUCAGAGAUAUAGUGGAUAAUGAGUCGUUUUGUGUUGAUAGUUUAACCAUAACCGAUCAUACGAUUGGUAGGCAUUUAAUUCGCACAUGUGGCGAAAGUCAGAAAAUUACAUCUAUAAGUUCACAAGGAGAUCAGAAAUUAACAGUUACAUUCACUACCCGAUCAAAAAACAUUUAUCCUAAAAGAGGAUUUCUACUUUAUUAUAAAGUUACAGGCUGCAAAUUGCCUCAAUUGCCGAAAGGCGUAAAAAUACUUCAACUGUCCUCCGCCAGACGUGGAGCGUCGUCUAAAGCUAAAGAUAUCGUCGUUCCAUAUUUAUCUCAACAUGUUGUUUACAAGUACUUCCUGAGAGUCCCUUAUUCUCAUACGAGAAGGAAAAAGACUUACGAUCUCGCACCGAGGGGCAAACAUAGGAGAGAUAACAGGCCAGAAGAGACGAACACGAACCACAGCUCGGAGCAUUCGGCCGAGAGUGACGCGAAAUCGGCGGCGGCGAACGGUCGGAACAGUCUGCCUGUGCGCGCCCGGUACAGCUGUGCGGUCGAAGGUUAUGUCUUUCCUGAUACUCUCUCCGAGGAAAGAAUUCUGGUCUGUGUCGACGGACGCACGUGGAAUAAUACUUUGCCCAGCUGCAUUGAUAUAAAAGAGAAUAAAAUAGACACAACCCCUCUUAUUAACGAAGCAAAAGCUGUAAUGGCUAACGAACAAGGCGAUAUGUUUUUCGAUAUUAUCGUUCCUUCAUUGCUGAUUGGCGGCCUUCUAUUUGGAAACGCAAUCAUUCUAUUUAUUAUCUACAGAUAUAGGAGAAGACAUCCUCCAACUUCUAGUCCAGAAAUUAAUGAUGUUCCUUCGUCUUCGGUGGCGCCAUAAAAUAUAUUGC
Ctenocephalides felis (cat flea) is the source of this 1141-nucleotide messenger RNA. RefSeq lists its product as uncharacterized. Gene Ontology annotation, biological process: negative regulation of inflammatory response. The transcript has 7 exons. The record is from RefSeq and is a predicted model, not a curated record. Lineage: Eukaryota; Metazoa; Arthropoda; Insecta; Siphonaptera; Pulicidae. The coding region runs from base 94 to 1131 and encodes 345 amino acids.